Schistosoma rodhaini is the source of this 3981-nucleotide messenger RNA. NCBI's taxonomy places the organism in Eukaryota, Metazoa, Platyhelminthes, Trematoda, Strigeidida, Schistosomatidae. The record is from the annotation of a GenBank genome assembly.
GGAAGGUUAAUGUUCCGUAAUUUGUUUGCGCUAGUUUCACUUUGAACUAGUUUUGUGAUAAUAGUGCUGUUUUUGAGUGGGCACUUAUUGUUUCUCCGUUCUGCAACAUCUUAUAGACAGUGUUAUCAUUAAAAGCAUACUCGUAUUUCGAUGAGCCGACUAAAUAUCUCUAGCCCUAAUUUUAGAAGGACUUAAGAUUUCGAACGUUAUUAUCACAGAUGGCAAACAAUGAAGCCGAAAAUGGAGGGUUACAGAAAAGAAGACAUCCUGCACAACUGUUUCGACAAAUGGAACAAGAUGAAGUAGCUUUCCCACAGACUUCUUGUAAUGAGAGAGAAGAGUGUAACCUGAAAGUUCCUGUGUCUGCCAAUCACAGCCAUCUUACAACAAGACCAAACAGCCAUGCACCAAGCGAUGUACAAACAGUUACCGAGUCCAUCGACAAGCCCAUUUCUCAUUCACCAGUAGCAGCUGUCAAGCAACACUAUGGUAACCACCCUCAUUUCCCACCACCUCAAGAUAGCCGAGCCAGCAGUAGUACUGGUAGUGCAACAACGGGAGGUACCAGUGUAAAUAGUCAAAGCAGUGGUGGUAAGAACGGUAGCAGUGGUAGUGAUAAAUCUAGGCUGUCUUGUUCAAGUGCAUUUAAUAAAGGGACCAUAUGUGGUAGCAGUGCUUCGUCAUCGACUGAAGAAACUGAAGCGCGUGAAAAACGCUUUGGUAGUGUAGAUUUACAUCCUUUGCCUAGCGUCGCAUUAACGGCUAUAAUGAAUCAGGCAAUGCGUCGUAGUUUAUAUGCUGAAUCUUCAGUUCAAAAUGCUGAACAACUUCAGUAUGCUACAUUACUAGCAGCUCAUAAAAAUUAUGGAGACUCUUCAGGUCCAAAUGAUAUAAAAAUGAACACAACACCUGUUCCAACACCUAAAAACGACUUCGUUAAUCUCUUAUCACAAACACCAGCACAUGCCAAUAUGAACUCUGUGUCACCUUCUGUUCACAGUACGUCUAUUAAGAUCGAUUUAUCCAAGUUUAGUCAAAAUUUGCUAUCGCAGAUUAUCCCUUCUAAUUUAUGGCCACGACUGAUUUGUCCAAUUCAUGGUGAUAAUUUAUUGGCUCAAUUUUCUCAAACUUUAUGCAAAAGAAAAAAUGAUAUCAGUGAAACAGACAGUGAACAACAAAUGUCGAAUUUCCCAGUUCUACCUACAAAAAAUGAACAAUCACUUAUGAAUAUCACAUCUUCAUCAACCUUAGAAGAGUCUAAACAAGAUUACAAUAAUAAUCACAUUUCAAAACAAGCAAUAAAUGCGACAAUAACUCCUCCGGUGCCCGGAACAAGUGAUUAUGGGAUGCCAACAGUGGGGUAUUCUAAUAACGUAUCUGAAUCAAAUAACAAUAACACUGUUCAGCCAAAUGGUCCUCAACGUAUCGGACCAUAUUAUUUAGGUCCCACACUUGGUCGGGGUAAUUUUGCUGUGGUGAAAUUAGGCAAACAUUCUCAAUUAUCUGUAAAGGUCGCCAUCAAAAUUAUGAACAAAGAUUUGAUUGGUUCUAAAAACCUUGGCAAAGUCUCACGAGAACUUGAAGCUAUGAAACGUUGUCAACAUCCACAUAUUAUCCGUUUAUAUCAUGUUAUGGAAACAGAAUCAAAUAUUUUUAUGGUUACUGAAUACGCUAGUAAAGGAGAGGUAUUCGAUCAUAUAAGUCUAUCUCAUGCAUUUACGGAGAAAGAAGCUAGAGAAUUAUUUUGGCAAAUUGUUUGUGCAAUCGAAUUCUGUCAUGCUUCAGGUAUUGUACAUCGAGAUUUAAAAGCAGAAAAUCUUUUAUUAGACGCUGAUUUCAAAAUUAAAGUUGCCGAUUUUGGAUUUUGCAAUUUUUUUCAAAACGAUCAAUUAUUAUCUACACAUUGUGGAAGUCCUCAAUAUGCUGCACCGGAAUUAUUUAAAGGUGAACCAUACGAUGGAACAUUGGCCGAUGUAUGGGUACGUUGCGAAUUUCAUAAUACGUAGAAUAUUUGUCUUAUAUGGCUUAUCAAAGAUUAUCAAUUCAAUAUUCAUGAAUAUGUAAUAAAUUAUUUCACUGAACAUCAUUUCCAUCGACUGAGGUGGUUCCAAUGGGUUGUUUAUGCUUAAACAAAGUCUAGCUUGACACCUAAUCUAACUGAAAUAUGUGCAUGUCGAAAAACAUCGAAGCUUGAUCGCACAAAAACGAGACAUAAACUAUCAGUAAUUAACUGUCGACCUGAGCUGUUUGUAUCACCAAAGGUUCUUUUUGAGACCUGCACAGUGAUUGUAAUAUAUGAUUGAAGACUGUGAGAGAUAUGACCUAAAGUUCACUCUAAGACGUAAUUCCAUUCAUUCCUUAUCUUCUUUUAGAUCUUAUGUUCAGUAUCAUUCUGUUUAUUACAGUCUUCCACAUCAUUUCCCCAUUUUGAACCACAUCCCAUAUACAAGACAUUCUACCAAAUUCGACGUUAAUUUCUCUUCCCUAAUAUUCAUUUAACUGAUUUACUUUCAAAUUAACGGUAAUCGAUGACUAUCAUUGACUAUAUGAAACAAAUGUUUUUGGAAAACAUUUAUUUUAGUGGUAAAUAGUUAUUUCCCAGUAUCUUAAGCAAAACAUUUUAAACGUCCUCGUCUAUCUAUAAUUUCACUCAGACAAGCGUUUAAAUAGGUAAAAUGAACCCUGCCAACAUCUAUUGUUUGUACUAUGUUAAUACAUAAUUAAAUUAACAGGAAGCAAAAGAAUUCGAAUUGAAAUAAUGAAAUGGAUACAAUCAAUGCAGCACAAUAAAAUAAAUGACAAAUGAGAAGGUUAGUAAUUGGGUAACUAAUUUCUUCUUUUAAGAAACGUACUUUGAAGGAGUGAUAACCUCCUUGUUACAGUGUUAUGUUUUUCUAGUUUUGUUUUCUUUUGCUCCUAAUCACUGACUCCUUUUUAUUUAAAAAAAAACAUGGGCAGUAAAUCAACUUGUUAUUUCUUUUUUACUGUUCAUAAUUUUCAAAUUGAUUGUGCAAUAAAAUUUUAUUUAUUAAUCUUGAACGAUUAGACUGUACAUUUUUACAAAGAAUCAUGUCAAGUGUUGGGAAUUCGCAAAACACGAAUAACUGCCUACCAUCCAAAAAGCAACGGAUUUUUUGAGAGAACUAUUUUGACUCUCAAAACGCUACUGAAAGUAUUUGUUAAUGAGGAGGAAGCUAGAUCGCGAGACCUAGCUGUAAACAAAUAUUUACUGGCAUAUCACGGUAGUGUUCAUACAUCUUUACAAAUAUUUCCACUUUAUAAAUUUGGCAAUACACUGAAAAUUGUCUAUUUAGUGCUGAUUGGUUCGUCUGUCCAAUGUAACUUCAUUUGAAUUUUCGUGAAUACAAUUAAUUCGAAAUAUCUUUACUAAAAAUUGUGUAGUAAUCCUUAACAAUUAUAAUCUAUGUAUAGAAAACAUUUCUGAUGAAAUAUCGAUUAUGAAAAAUAAUGUCAUUUACAUUAAUUUUCUUUUAUAUUUUAGAGCUUAGGUGUUAUUUUAUAUAUUCUUGUUUGUGGUUCAUUUCCAUUUCCCGGUGAAUCCCUUGGUGAUAUUCGUACACAAGUACUUCGUGGUCUUGUACGUUUUCCAUUUUAUUUAUCAACUUCUUGUGAACAAGUUAUACGAUGUAUGUUGCAAGUGGAUCCUGUUCGACGAUACAAAUUAAGACAGGUUACGACCACGGCAUGGAUGCAAGAGUCUCCAAAUGUGGAACAUUAUAAAUCACUUAUGAACAAAUAUCAAAAGCAAGCAAAAGAACGUCAAUUCGAAGUUUUAUUUCGUCAUCAACAUCCGGAACAUAGUAAAAUAGCUAAAGAGGAAUUUCUAGAAAGGGUUGAACGUAAACUUGAUAUUGGUGUUGUGAAAGCAUUGUCUAGAGAGGCAGGUUUAGAUGAAGAACAAAUUCGCCAGUCCACAAUUCAAAGGAAAUAUGAUCGGUAUCAUGCAGCUUAUGAAUUAUU